This is a messenger RNA of Mytilus californianus (California mussel), 3323 nucleotides long. RefSeq names its product transcription factor SPT20 homolog. Gene Ontology annotation, molecular function: transcription coregulator activity. Gene Ontology annotation, cellular component: SAGA complex. The transcript has 24 exons. The coding region runs from base 168 to 2867 and encodes 899 amino acids. Gene Ontology annotation, biological process: regulation of transcription by RNA polymerase II. The record is from RefSeq and is a predicted model, not a curated record. Lineage: Eukaryota; Metazoa; Mollusca; Bivalvia; Mytilida; Mytilidae.
AUGGCGCUGUAGGGUAAACCGGAAUAAGGUUUUGUUUACACACGAGAAACUUGACAAUUAUUAUAAUAUAUCCCUCAAGAUUUGUACUGUCAUACUUUUUAAGGGGUAUAUGUUAGUAGAAACUAUUUUAAAAACAUGUUAGAUUAAAGAUGUAGCAGAAAUGGAAGAUGGAAAAACUUAAGGAAGCAGCUGAGUAUGCAGAGUACAUUAUUCAGAAGGUUAAACAGAAUCCAGGAGCCUUUGUUAAUCCAGAUAUACCACCAGGCAGUAAGGGAAAAUCAAUUCAUCAGAAAUUAUCAGAUUUAUAUUUAGAAGAGAAAGCUAAAGACACGGAUGACUCUGGCCAGCUCCAUGCUUCACGUCUUUUAGGAAAGUUGGUAAAGCGUGAUAAAUUAGAAUGUUUGGUGUUAAAUCUGUUUGCUGGAAAUGAAGGGUAUUCGUUGAUGAUCAAAGGAAGAAAUGGAAUAGAGGCAGAAACACUUAAAUUACCAUAUGAGGCUUCAGAGUUUCUGGAAUAUGUAGAUUCUUCAGAACUUCCACCAUUCCUUGUAGAUUUACUUGAAAGAGCACAGGUAAAUGUGUUCUACAGUGGCAGUGUGAUACUAGAAGUUCGUGAUUACCGUAGAGCUAAUGAUGGGAGAUAUGAUACAGAUUAUGUAUUAUUGAAGCCUACAUCACAGUCUUUGUUGGCUGAUAUUUAUAACCUAAGCAGUGAUGGACAUAGAUGGACACAAGAUGAUCUGUUUACAUUAGAAAGUCAGUUGCUAUUGGCAACAGAAGAGCCAAUAUGUUUGGAUCCAUCUCCCGCUGUUCAUCUUGUUGCCAAUAGACUCCAAUAUGAAAAAAAAGUUCUUGAUACUCCAAUGAUUAAAAGAUCUGUUAAAAAAUUUACACAAGCAGCAAUUAACAGAAAACGAAAAUUUGAGCAAGCUGAAGCGCCAAAAGAAUUACGUCUUUAUGACUUUGUACACAAGAAACGUGUGAGGUCACAUCCACAUGUCAACCUGAAGGUUGGAAAAGCUCAUGUUGACAUGUGGAAACAAAAGUUAGUUCAGCUAUCUACACCAGAAACUGUGGAGGUUGAGAAGUAUGCAACAGUAAUGGAGUCACCAGAUAAUGUAGCUGAUAAUGAUUUGGAUCUUGUAGAAGAGCAGAUGUUAGAAAGGGGAACAAAUCAAGAAAAGAAAUUAUUGGCCAAACUAUCUAUAUUAAAACGUAAAUCUGAUCAUGUAUAUUAUGGAGAAUUAUACAUAGAUCAUGAUCAUAAAGAAGGUUCUCAUGGUUCAUCUUGUACCUUCAUGUUGGGAUCAAAGGGCAAUGUUGACAAAUACCUUCAGCAGUUUAAGGAAAUCUUCACAGAAGAAGGUAGAUUAGCUGUAAAAAUAACGAAACAGAUUCCUGGUCAGCCUGCUGUUAUAGAGUACACCCAGACAUCAUCUACCAGUUCUGGAAUAACUAAUAUAAGUGCUUCAGCUGUCUUAGGGACACACCAUCCUAGCUCUAGUGCUGCAGGGGUAGAACAUGCUGCUGCUCCAGGUUUACUGAUGGCCAAGAGAAAUGUACCAAUACAAUUAUCACUUACCCUGGCUCCUGCUGGAACAAAUGCACAAACAGGGAACCAGUUACAACUUAACAUACAGAAACAAACUGUUAGUACUCAGUCUCAAAUGUUUUCUCAGAGAAACAAAUUUUCUACAGCACCCAGUUCUCAGAGAUCAGCUUCCAACACGCCAAAUCAGAGUCCAGCAACGACACCCACAUCAGCUACAGUUCAGAGUCAACUCUUCCCACAUCACUUGACCAACAAUUCAUCUAAAUCACACCUGUUCAUUUCAUCACCUCCAUCGAUGUCAACAGUUACCACAGCAACUAUCUCCAAGAAAUCAAGUCAUACAACAGAAGUUGGUAAUCAAGGUCAAGUACAGUCUGGUACUGCAGGAAACAUAGCAUUUGUACAAAGUGGUGAAAACAGUCAAGGGCAGACAAACCAACCACAAGGUCUGACUAGUAUCAACUUUAGUGGACUUCCACCUAACAUCAACAUUCAGAAUAUAACAGGUCUGUCAGGAAUCAAUAUUGCCAACCUUCAAGGACUACAGAACCUCCAGAUGUCUAAUAUAGCUGUACCUGUACCAAUAUCUCUUGUCAGCUCUAAUGCUGGGGUGCUCCAGAAUCAAGGAGGAAUAUUUGUCAGUUCAAUUCCUGGUUUAGUGACAGUAUCUAGCAGUGCACCAACAACAUUAUCACAAAUAAAGCAGGCCAGCAGUGUGUCCUCAGCAGCUCCUAGUAUUGUGACAUUUGUAACAGCAUUACCUAGUUCUGUGUCCAGUAGUGUGGUCAACACAACAUCAGGUUCAACAGCACCAACUUCUACAGGGAUGCUGUCAGUUUCUAUAGCAAGUUUGGCUCCUCUUGUCAGUGCUGGAAUGAGAACACAAUCUGGAUCUGGAAUCAGAACAAAUUCUCUCCCCUUAUUACAGAUCCAAGGUCAGCCAGGUGGAUUACAGCUUCUUGGACUUCAACAACAAAGAGCCCCACUUAAACCAGGAACAGCUACUCUUGCUACACAAUCAGCUGGUCAAAUACAUAUUGGAGGCAAAAAUGCGACAAGUAUCCCUAGUUCAGGUGUUCUGACAGCACAGACAAUAGGUGGUCACCAAGUUGCGCUGUCUCAGUUAAAGCCUGGUCAGCCACAACAAGCUGGAGGUCAAAUUCCACAGCAACUGAUGUUACAACAGAUUCAACGACAACAAUUCCAGCUGCAGCCAUUCCAAAUUAAACCACCAUCAACACCAGUUACAUCAGUAGGAGCUAACUUAAAACCCAAAAGUAAAAAGAGGACAACCCCAACACCGCCAAAACAUUAAUAUGACAUUGUGAAUGACUUAUUUCUGUGUAUGGUAUUUGUCUGAAGCCCUUGUGGUCUUGUUAUUAUUGUGAAGGUCAUUCUAUAUGUUUAUAAAUGACCUUGCAAUAAAAUAUACAAGUUUAGUGAGUUGUGACAUUAUGAGUCAUAUAAAGCAUGUAAAAAUAGAAAUUUAGAUUGUGGAUUUUAAAAUUAUACAUACAGUUUUGUAUUAAAUAUAGAAAAUGUAUGAAUGAAAAUUCUGUAUGAAAUAUGACUGAAGUUUUUUUUUAUUAAUGCUUGAUUAUGGAUAAAAUUGAUGAAUGUUUGUGCAGUUUUUUUUAAAGAGAUAUUAUAUAUAUAUAUAGGUAGAAAUUUAGGAUUGAAAUUUUUAUUGUUUAUAAACAUGUACUAUUUAGGAACAAUUUACAUGAUGAUGAAGUAUUUUAUAUGAAUAAAAUAAAUACCAUAAAAGAAA